GAAAUGGUUAAGGUGAGUGCAUCCUGUAUGUUACAAGUUUCUAUUUCAAUGUCAAAUAAAUUAUAGUGACUCAUAACAACGUUAUUACUUAUAUUUAUCAAUUACAGCAGGAGUGUUUUACAGUUCGUCCUAAAAGUCAGAUUCUAUGUUUUUUUCUCGUUCACGGUUUUGUCUACGCAAAUAACGAAUUUUGUGUCUACUACUUUGUGUCACAUUUCAUUAUUCGAAUGUUAUUCAAAAAAUAAUAGGAUAUAUUGCUAGAAGUUUCAACAUAUUCUCAAAUGAGAUGGUGAAUUUAUAUGAUUGAUUGAUCCAUUUGAAACCAAACAGUGAAGAAACAAUAUGAAGAGACAGCAUAAGCCUGCAAUUACUGACUUGACACAAAACAAAGUCACAGAGACUUCGGUGAAGGACUUUUCAAAAGAAAAUCAGCCAGACAUGAAGAAGAAAUCUGAUUCUUGGUUCUUACGCUUCACAAUCGUUAUAGGAAUGCUAACGUGGAUUGUUGGUGGAGCGAAAGUAGUAUGGACAUCCCCAUCCUUAAUCAAAUUAGAAUCAACUGAUUUGGAAAUCAAUCCUUUAGGCAGACCUAUAACAAGUUCAGAAGUUUCCCUGUUAUUCGGGAUACCAGGCAUGGUGUCUUUACCGGGCUCGGUUAUCUUUCCUAAAUUGGCAGAUAUAUUAGGAAGAAAAAUAUGUAUUAUAGUUAUAGGUUUUAUGAUGAUGAUUAGUCUUUUAGGACUCGCUUUUAGUAACACCAUAGUACUAAUCAUUUUGUUCUCAACAAUAUGUUCUAUAUCUUUCGUUGGAACAUUGGGAGUUCUCCCGAUGUAUCUUACAGAAAUAUGUGAAGAUCAUAACAGAGCUAAAUAUGGUUGUAUAUUAUCUCUCUGUAUUCCUCUUGGACAAUUGUAUGCUUAUGUACUCGGCCCACUAUUACUCAUUAGAGAUUACACGUUAGUCAUAGCUGCACCUUUAUUGCCAUUCAUAUUAUUCUUCUUCUAUGUACCUGAAAGCCCUGUUUAUCUGUUGAGUAAAGGAAGAGAUGAAGAGUGUAGAUUAGCUCUCGAAAAAUUGCGAAGUAACAAAGCUAAAAGUGAGUUGGAAGUUGAUUAUCGUCAUAUGAGUCAGAGCCUAGCUCCAACAGGAGAAAGUAAACCUUUCAAGGUUUUGAAAGUAUUUACCACCAAAGAAGGUAGAUGUGGAUUAUUUUUAAGCUCGUUAGGAAUGGCUGUACAGACGUUUGGAGGCGGGGCCACUUUGUUACCAUUGUUGGCUCCUAUUUAUGAAAAUGCAGAUUCAAAUCUAUCUGGAGAUGCAAUUGCUAUUAUAGUUGAAGCUGUUUCUAUCCUAAGCCUCAUACUAACUGUUUUUAUUAUUGAAAAGGUCGGAAGAAGACCCUUAUUAAUCAUAUCGGCCAUUGGCUGUGGUAUACCUUUAAUUUUUAUGGGAUUAUUUUUCUACUUCCAGCAUGUUGGAUCACAUUUGACUCAACAGUUUCAUUGGGUUCCUCUAACAAGCAUUUUAGUAUAUUUUUUCAUGUAUUUCCUAGGACUAGGCUCUAUUCCAUUCACAAUGGUCAGUUUAUUUUUCAAUAUUGAGCUAAGAUCAACGGGAACUGCAAUUGUAAUAACAUUUAGUUGUUUGUUAUUAACUAUUUUCCAAUCUUCAUUUCCUCUUCUUGCCGAAGCUGCUGGAACCCAUUGGUGCAUGUGGUGUUUUUCUAUUCUCACUUUCAUUGGUGCUGUUCUCAUGUAUAUGUUUCUACCUGAAACAACAGGAAAAAGUGUUGAAGAAAUUCAGAAAAUGUUAUUGGAAUGUUAGCAUUAUUGAUCUAUUGUGCAUAAAUUUAUUUAUUUAUAGCCAUACAAACAUCCA
Messenger RNA from Diorhabda sublineata, 1878 nucleotides. RefSeq names its product facilitated trehalose transporter Tret1-like. Gene Ontology annotation, cellular component: membrane. Bases 343 to 1824 code for a protein of 493 amino acids. Gene Ontology annotation, biological process: transmembrane transport. The transcript has 3 exons. The record is from RefSeq and is a predicted model, not a curated record. Lineage: Eukaryota; Metazoa; Arthropoda; Insecta; Coleoptera; Chrysomelidae. Gene Ontology annotation, molecular function: transmembrane transporter activity.